This is a messenger RNA of Culex quinquefasciatus (southern house mosquito), 2797 nucleotides long. RefSeq lists its product as uncharacterized. The transcript has 4 exons. Gene Ontology annotation, molecular function: protein binding. Lineage: Eukaryota; Metazoa; Arthropoda; Insecta; Diptera; Culicidae. Bases 603 to 1934 code for a protein of 443 amino acids. The record is from RefSeq and is a predicted model, not a curated record.
CACUACAAAAAUUUCAGCUGGAUUGAAAAAAAAAUACCAAAAAUAAAAAAAAUAUUUGCUAUGAAAUCUCGAAGAUUGAAAGAUCCUAGUCUUUCUGGUGGAGCAUUGGUGCACCACUCUAUAUUUUAGAUUUUUACUUGGAUUCAAUGUUUGUUGGCUUUUCCAGCGAUAUUGGACAAACAAAUUUAAUAUUUUUAAAACAGGUUUAUAGCUCUGAGCGAUAAAGGUUUAACAUUUGUUUGUACAUUGCACCGUCUUUUUGUCGCUUAGAAAAAUAAUAGGUAUUAUUUUUUUUCAUGUUGAUUUUUUGUAAUUUUCUUUCUUAAAUUAAUCAUUUUUUUAAAUCAUUCUUUAAUAUCCAUAACUCGAAAACGGUUUUAAACAAAGAAAAACUGUGAACUGAAAAUUGCAUAGAAUCCAUGGAAACGCAUGAUAUUCAAAAUUUCCACCGAAAAUAAAACCCCCCAGCUCAGCUUUGACAUGCACGUCAAGUCUUGCAAUCCAAAAAAAAAACGGUAACAUUUCUCUUCUGUUUUUUUUUUUAUUUUUCCCUUUCACUCAAAAAAAAAGUAGGAACCUCGUCGGUGGUUUCGUACACGCCGAUGACGGAACUGGACUACGGCACGCUGCUCUGCGUGGCCACGAACCGGAUCGGCAAGCAGCGGCAGGCCUGCGUGUUCCACAUCAUCGCCGCAGGCCGCCCCGACCAGGUCCACAACUGCUCGCUGGCGAACGUGUCGAUGACGUCGCUGAACGUGCGCUGCUACGAGGGCUUCAACGGCGGGCUGGCGCAGAGCUUCUUCCUCGAGCUGCGGGACACCCACACGCAGGAGGUGCGGUUCAACAACACGGCCCCCAUCCCGCGGUUUGCCGUGCCCAAUUUGCACCCCAGCGCCGUCUACCAGCUGUCGGUGUACGCGUUCAACUCCAAGGGCAAAUCCGAACCGUACGUGAUGUCGGCGGCCACGCUCCGGCUGCCCGAGAAGCAGAUGAACUCGGAGAAAACGGAACGUCCCCGAUCGCCGCUGCCGCUCACCCCGACCCUCUCGAUCGCGAUCGGUCUGGGGGCGGCCAUCCUGAUCGGGUCGUGUGCCAUCGUGCUGGCGUUCAAGUUCCCCUGCGGUGGGGCCACCCGGCGGCGCAACAAGGAAACGGGCCACCACAACCACCAGAGCACCACCGUGCGGACGUCGUCGCCGGGUCCGAGCGACAAGAGCGUCGCCAGCAAGGAGUACGACGGCAACGAGAGCGACGAGAAGAACCCGGACGUGAUUCCGGACACGAUCGACUCGGACGAUCAGAUGGAGUACAUCCGUCGCCGCCAGCACAUAUCCACCAUCGACACGAGCAGCCCGAGCCGGCUGCUGCUGACCACGACCUCGGCGGUCGCGUCCCAGGCCCAGCAGCAAAACUUCAUGGGCUCGACCAUGACCCUCGGGGGCAACCACGCGAGCCUCGGCUAUUGCACGCUGCGAAACGGCGGCGGAAUGGGCCUCGGCCCCCAGAACCAGGUGGUCACCAACGUGUCGAUGGCUCACGGCGUCGGUCCCAGUGCGUUCACCUCGUCCACGUGCACCCUGCCGCGACAUCCAGCGGCGGCCGGGCUGAGCCUCGGAGGGCCGGGCGUUUCGAUGGCCCCGCACCAUUGGCCCUCGUACGGGGGGACGAUCGCGGGGGUGCGCAACUUGACGGCCAUCUCGGUGACGAGCAGUCAACACACGAUUCCACCACCGCCACCCUCCACGAUCGCCAUGCAACAUCUCGGCGGGGCGGGGACGCUGCCACGGGGAGGCGGUGCCGGGGCCAGCUUCCUUGACCACCACCAGCAGCAGCACCAGCACCAACAGCAGCAGCCGCGGUCACGGGUCUGUCUGGCCGAGGAGGACGUGUCCGCCGAUACGCCCCUCAUGGUCAAGCGCGAGUCGACCGUAUGACUAUAGGAGUCUCACAGGGUCGGUGAUACGGCCCUGUGAGGUUCCGCCAGCCACCACCGGGAGGAGGAGGACGGGGAGGAGCAGGCGGAGGACGAGGCAAGACUUUAAUACACACACACUCACACACAUUCACUCUCACACAAUAAUUAGACGCGCGUUGUUACUUGUUCACAAAUUACGGUGGAAGAACUUGACAAGAUAUUUUUUUCGUUCCAAAGCAAGUCUCUCUCCCAUGUUCGAUGUCUAAGCGUCAAUGAGAAGAAGAAGAAAAGUAAGAGGAAAAACACGUGUUUUUACCAAAUUAUAUCAUUUUGUGAUAUGAACGCUGUGAAGUAUUGAAGAAAAAACCAAGUCGAAAAUCGAUGCUCAAUUUUGAGUGCACGUUUGAUUUCCUUUCGAAGGAUGUCGUUGAAAUCUUUGUACAAAAUGUAACUUAGUUAUGUUUUUUUUUCGGUGAAGGUGGUUCAAGACUGAUUAAAAUUUUCCCGAAAAAUUUUUCAAAUGGAAAACAGGCUUAAACUUGAACCAGUCUAUGAAUUACCGAAGCAAACUUAAGGUUGCUGUAAAUAUUAAUCAAGUUCACUUUUUUUUGGUGUAUAUAUAAAAAAUCAACAAAUCAAGACUACAACGGCUAAGAGGAAAGAAAAGCCAACGCAGAUGUACUUUAUGUCCCAAAUCUUUUUUUUUUUGUUUUUGUAAAACACAACCCAACGUGGACGAGUCUGUUCAGCACACUCUCGCAAUUUCAAAAUCCACGAAUCAACCAAACUAGCUGAUUUCUGAAAAGGGUGAACUCAUUGCGUCAUUUUUUUUUUUCGUUUAAAUCAAAAAUUAAACUUUAUUUGCUCUUUCUCGGAAAAAUA